This is a messenger RNA of Dothidotthia symphoricarpi CBS 119687, 165 nucleotides long. RefSeq lists its product as uncharacterized. The transcript has a single exon. NCBI's taxonomy places the organism in Eukaryota, Fungi, Ascomycota, Dothideomycetes, Pleosporales, Dothidotthiaceae. The coding region runs from base 1 to 165 and encodes 54 amino acids. The record is from RefSeq and is a predicted model, not a curated record.
AUGGGCGAUCGCUUCCGCGCCCGAGUUUCCGGUAUCACGUUUAAUCCUCGACACGCUUCGUUCGGUCGCAACUACACACGCGGUAUGGGUUCGGGGGCUGGGAAUGGAGGAUGGGAGCAGAUUGAAAUGGAAGACAUGCUUGGGGAGGACAGUGAGGAGGACUGA